This is a messenger RNA of Misgurnus anguillicaudatus (oriental weatherfish), 6053 nucleotides long. It is a transcript of the gene calcoco1a, whose product is annotated as calcium binding and coiled-coil domain 1a. The record is from RefSeq and is a predicted model, not a curated record. Lineage: Eukaryota; Metazoa; Chordata; Actinopteri; Cypriniformes; Cobitidae. Gene Ontology annotation, biological process: positive regulation of transcription by RNA polymerase II. Gene Ontology annotation, molecular function: transcription coactivator activity.
GUUUUUGUUAUUGUUGUGAAGAGGGGGUUCGUGGGACAGCUCAUCACUGCGGAUGCGAGUGUAAAUUACAGUUGUCAUCAGUCUUAUAGAUGCGUUUUCUUCCUCAUAACCGAACAUCGUUUCUCUGUAUGAAAUUAUUCUGAUCAUCUCAAGUAAAUCGGGUCACUACAGAGGUGCCAUGGAGAAGACAUGUAGGGUCGAGUUCAGGAAUGUGGGGAGUUACUAUUUCCCUCAAAGCAGAGUGGACUGCCACUACACCAUCACCCAGCAGCACACGUGGGCCAGUAAUGACUGGAUUGGACUUUUUAAGGUUGGCUGGUCAUCUGUCAAGGACUACCAUACAUUUGUAUGGGCAGUGGCUCCAUCCAGCUACAAAGAAGGGACCUCUGUCAACUGCUGUGUUAAUUUUCAAGCUUCGUAUCUACCAGGGCCCAAUGCCCAGCAGUACCAGUUUGUUUAUGUGGAUGGAAAGGGAGAUAUUUGUUCUGUCAGUACUCCGUUUACCUUCUCGGCCCCGAAGCCUAUGGAAGAGCUGGUGACCCUGCAAGAGGAGGGUCAGGGAGAGGAAGUGGGAGAGGACAUGUUACUGGUUAUCCCGAGAGCCCAGCUACUGCAGAGUCGCCUGCAGGAUUGUUUAAAGGAACGUGCCGAGCUGCUCCAAGCUCUGGAGGCAGCAGACCAAAACAUGGCGAGAGAGAGAGACAAGAGAGAGAGAGACAGAAGCUUCUGGGAGCAGAGCCGCAAGGAAAUGGAACAAAAGAUAAGCUGCCUAAAGGAGGAAGUGAGGGAAUAUAAAGAGAAAGUGGAAGAAAUGAAGGAAAAGCAGAAGGAAGUUGAGGACAUGGGUGAGGCCCUGGUAGAGGAGAAGAGGGCCCUGCUGGCUCAAAAAGAAGCAAAUGAACAAAGAAUCAGGGAGCUGGAGGAGGACAUUAAAGUUCUGACACAAAGAGGCCUGGAGAGAGAGACCGACCUAGAAAGGAUGAGGGAACGAGCCAAGAAAGCUGCAGUUCAAAGGAAAGAAGAUGAGGACGAGCAGAAGAACCUGAAGAUAAAGAUGGAACAGACGGAGAAAGAGCUGCACAGUUUGUCUGCAGAGUUUCCGAGUCUGAGAAGCACACUGGCUCAGCGAGAUACACACGUCCUACAGCUGAGAGACACCAUCAGCACCCUUACACACAAACUCAACAGUGCGCAUAGGAAGGAGGCAGCCAAUGAAGUGGCCCUAGGGGAGCUCCGGAGCAUUCAAGAUCGCCUGAACGCGAGCGAACGCUGUGUGGAAACUGUGAGGGGUGAACUGAGGGACAUGAUCGCUCAGAGGGACACCGCACACGCCGAGCUCCAUCAGGCCCGUCUGCAGGCCGCUCAACUCACCCUACAAUUCGCAGACGCCAGCCUGGCUUUGAGAGAGGGUCGAGCCAGCUGGGCACAGGAGAAAGAGACGCUGCAGAAGAACACGGAGAUGGACAAAAUGCGCCUAGACCUACUGAAUGAUGAGAUCCAGCAGAAGGAGGAGAUGUUGCAGGAGGCGAGGAUGGAGAGAGAGAGAGCAGUGGUGGAGCUGGGGCGAGAAAAAGACUGCAAUCGGGUUCAGCUGAGCGAGACUCGUCGUGAACUACAGGAGCUGAAGGCCAGUCUCAGAGUUGCUCAGAAAGAGAAAGAACAGCUACAGACAGAAAUACAGGAAGUGAUGGAGUACAGCCGUCAGCUGGAGAGAAAACUGGAGGUGCUGAGUGAUUCUAAAUGGAGUGAAACGGGCCAACUGCACAACAGCCGUGCAGAAAGCCCUCUGCUGUCUGACUCCGAGGAUGAGAACCCAGAGGCCUUACAGGACGCACAGUCGUCUGGCCCAUUGAACCACUACAGUUUGUGCGAGCAGCCCCAACCUGACCUGCUGCUUCCUGCCACCCCGCCACCCUCUCCCAGACACCCAUCUAGUGUGGACAUGGUGGUCAUCAGCCAACCUGCCCCCUUCUCAUCUCCUCACACACACAAUCACAGCUCUGAAUCGGAGGAUGAGUAUGAGGCUGCCGUGUCGGCUGAACACAUCUUUGGAGACGAGACGGCUCUUCUCCUGCCUGACAACAGAGAUGCUACCUUUGGAGAUUUGGCGGACAGCCCCCUGUGGUAAGGAGCGGAACUGCAGGAGUGCCACGGUUGCACAUUGUGGACAGCUUUGAUCCACAUGUUUCAAGUUUUGUAUUUAGAAGCAUUUGCGCUUUAUAUCAUACUGACAUGAGUAUUUAAAUAUGCAAUUUGCUUUGUACUUUAUAUCCACCUAGAAUAUGCACAAGCUAUUUGACAUCUCACACGGUUUUACUACAACAUGCACAGAUGUGUUAUUAUAAACAUAUCAACUGACAAGCAGAAGAAGCAUCUGUGUUGAGCAGAUGAAAUGAGAAAGUAGUGUGUUUUCGUGUUAUCUGGUUAAAUCUUGCUUUACCUGAGUUAAAAGGCACGUACCGAUAUCAGUCAAAGCAUCAGCAAUAAUUCGGAGCACAAUGUUAUUCACAUCCUUUCAGGCUUUGAAGGUGUAAUUCACCCAAAAUACUGUCAUCAUGUACUCACUGUCAGGUCAUUUCAAACCUGAAUUUAAAUUUAAGUUGUUGUUCAUUGAAAAAAAAAUCGAUAAACGAUUAAAUAAUCACCUCAUCGUGAUGAUUUCAGAUCACCGCAAUGAUUGCACAUCUCUCUAAAAAACACAAGGGGGAGCUGCAGCACAUGUAUAAACGAGACAGUAUCAGAUUACACUGCAAAAAAUUAUUUUCAAGAAAUAAAAUUCUUAGUAUUUUUGUCUUGUUUUCAGUAAAAACAUCUAAACAUUUUUAAAUUAAGAUGCUUUUACUUGAUAAGCAAAACGACCCAAAAAAAUAAGUCUAGUUUUUAGACCAAAAAUAUCAAAUUUAAGUGAUUUUGUGCAUUAAACAAGCAAAAAAAUCUGCCAAUGGGGUAAGCAACAUUUUUUUCUUAAACACCAAAUUCAAGAGAAAUUUGCUUACCCCAUUGGCAGAUUUUUUUGCUUGUUUAAUGCACAAAAUCACUUAAAUUUGAUAUCAAGAAAAAGCAUCUUAAUUUAAGAAUUUUUAGAUAUUUUUUACUGAAAACAAAACAAAAAUACUAAGAUUCUUUUUUCUUGAAUUUUUUUUGUUGCAGUGUACUUUCAAAUAUGUGUUGAAAAAUGUAUGAGAAUUAAAUGUCAAAGCAAUAAACAGACAAUUAAUCGUCACAAUUAAUUAGGCAAUUAACCGUCAACCAAAUUUCAUAAUCGUGACAGCCCUAGUGGCAUGACACGUGUUAAGUGUCCCUAAAUUGUGUAGUGCUUCUUGUCAUUUUUGCAUUUAUGCAAAACAACAUAAGGAUAAGGAAAUAAUGACAGAAUAUACUUUAUUUUGGUGAACUAUCCCUUUAAAGUCAAGAUUUAGUUUUGUGGUUCUUGUGCUAGAAGUAUUUAUAACUGUUGUUGCAACAUCAUGAAAGUUCACAGGCAAACUAAAUAUGUGCAAUGCGAAACACCAGCUAAUCGGCAAUUGACCAUCAUGUUUAGAUAUAAGAGUAGCACUUUUGAUUCCAUCAUCCUAAAAGGAUUCAUAUAAACAAAGUUGUUGUUGUUUAUUUUGGUGGAGGAACUCCACUGUAUACCAAUGAAAAUUGGAUAUUGACUAUUCCAAAUAAUCUCUGCUUUAUACUGGGUGCUUUGUAUAUUUAUGUUAGUUUUGUGCAUUUUACUGAGUCACUGUUUGAUAUAAAACAAAAUUCUUGUUUGUUUGUUAGUUAAAUGUACUAUGAACAUAAAAUAAUUUAAUUACAACAUUUAUAAUUAUUUGACACAUUUGGGUUUUAGGAAAGUUUUAUUAGUACAGUAGUAAAGUUUAAAUUAACGGAACUCAUGUUCAUUAUUUCAUAAUGAAUGACUCGUCUUAAGGAUUCACUGGGAUCACAUGGACAUUUUUACCAAAUUAUUAUUUCAGGUUGGCCUGAUUACUUUUAAAUAGGGAUGCACCGAUACAAAAUUUCCGUGUUGAAACCGAUAUGUCAUUACUUAAUGACAUCUACUGAUAGAUACAGAUGGUUUUGCUUUUUACUCCUUGUUUCAAAGUAUCAUGUAGUGAAAUCCUAGAAGUGCAGAGCGUAAAUGUGUCCCUAGGCACCAAAACCAGUCAUAAGGGUCAUUAACUUUAAUUGAGUUGAGAACUUUAAUUUAUUCCACCAUCUUUGGAAUAAAUAAGCUUUCCAUUGAUGUGUGGUUUGUUAGGAUAGGACAUUAUUUGACUCAGAUACAACUAGGGCUGCAUAAAAAAUAAUCGCAACUAAUCGUUUGCAGAAUAAAAGUUUUUGUUAAAAAUCAUAUAUGUGUGUGUAUUGUAAUAAUUCUGCAUAUAAACACACACACGCGUAUCAUUUUUAGGAAAAUAAAAUAUGUGUAUAUAUUAAGUAUUCAUAUUUAUAUAUAAUAUAAAUUAUAUUUAAAUAUAAAAAUGUAUAUACACAUGUAAAUAUUUCCUAAAUAUAUAAUUUGUGUGUGUGUUUAUAUAUACAGAAUUAUUAUACACAAUAAACACAUAUGAUGUAAACAAAAACUUUUAUUCUGCAAACGAUUAGUUGCGAUUAGUUGUUAUGCAGCCCUAGAUAUAAUUAUUUGAAAAUCUUGAAUCUAAAGGUGCAAAACUCUAAAUAUUGAGAAAAUCACAUUUACCGUUUCCAAAUAAAGUCCUAAGCAACUGCAUCCACUCACAAAAAUAAAGUUAAUAUAUUUACGGUAGAAAAUUUACAAAAGAUCUUUAUGGAACAUGAUCUUUACAUAAUAUCCUAAUGAUUUUUGGGAUAAAAGAAAAAUGUAUAAUUUUAACCCAUACUAUGUAAUGUUGGCUAUUGCUACAAAUAUACCUGUGUAACUUAAGACUGGUUUUGUGGUCCAGGGUCACAAAUGCAAUUCUGUUGUCAUUGUUACCCAUUUCAAUAUAAUUAGCCCUGAUAAUUUUUAAACAAUCAUACAUGUCCGAUAGCGGGAAAAAAAAUGCUAUCAUAUCACGAUGAUAUAUCGCCCCAUUCCUACUUUAAAAAUAACAUUCAUAAUGAAAAUAUUUUAAUGCAUACAUUAAGAAGUGCAAAUAAUGAAGUAUGAAUAUCAAUAUUUAAAACAUUUUCCAGUUGUUUUUGCAAAUCUGGCCUUUUUUGUUGUUACUGCUGUUAUGUUUACUUUACAGUACAUUCACACGUGGCGAAAGCGUUAACGCUUGACGGAAGGCUUGCCUGAAGCGUGGCAAACAGCCAAUCACAGUGGCCGCAACACAUGCUUCGGUCUUUCAUAAAUGUAAUUGGCUGGCUCUGCCUAGGUUAUUUGCAUAAGGCGAUCUGAUUGGCUGACGCACGCUUUGCCGCUUGAAAAGUUAAGAAAUGUUCAACUUCUGUCGCGAGCAACUGCACUGACGCGGCACCGACGGAUCCACAAUUCAGUUUGGCAACGCAUGACUUCACCCAUUAAAAGUGAAUGGUAAGCGUCAACGCUUACGCUCCGUGUGAAUGUACCGUUAGACUUCUGUUUGAAUAGUUUUAUGAUGUUAUUUGCUUUUUAUACAUUUCUUCAGUACUGAAUUUAAGAGCGAUAUCAACGUUAAUACACUUUGAUAAAACAUCUGUUGUAUUCACUACUGUAUUUUAGGUAAGCUGUAUUGUAUGUUUGACUUGGUUUUUCUUAAGUUUUAAGUUGUACUGUAAUGUGUCACCAUAAAAAUCUGGAAACAUGUCACCUUCAAGACCCACCCAGUAGACACAGCAAAACCUUUGAUAGUCAUACCACAUUUACCCAUUUAACCAAUAUAUUAAGAUUAGUCAUAUGUAACAAGUAAAGUACUUUAUUUUCAUUGUAUAAGAGUGUUUUAUGAACACGGGUCAUUUCGGGGCAGCACGAGUUUCGUCUUCGCCUUUGAACUUGACUUGAUGUUUGCGUUUGUGCAGUUAUUCUUACAUUCACUUACCUAACAUGUUUUUGUUGAUGCAAUUGUGAGGUUUUGUUCAGGGUGUGGGAUGGGUUUCAGUAAUAAAAUGGUUUAAUGUAA